This is a messenger RNA of Cuculus canorus (common cuckoo), 1243 nucleotides long. It is a transcript of the gene HRAS, whose product is annotated as HRas proto-oncogene, GTPase. NCBI's taxonomy places the organism in Eukaryota, Metazoa, Chordata, Aves, Cuculiformes, Cuculidae. The transcript is spliced from 6 exons. Gene Ontology annotation, cellular component: plasma membrane. Gene Ontology annotation, biological process: Ras protein signal transduction. Gene Ontology annotation, molecular function: GDP binding; GTPase activity; GTP binding. The coding region runs from base 356 to 925 and encodes 189 amino acids. The record is from RefSeq and is a predicted model, not a curated record.
CGGGGCCGUCAGGGCGCGUUCCCGAGAGCGCACCCCCGCACGCACAUUGUCGGGGCGCGGCGGGCAGCGCUCUGGCGCCCGGUGCCAAUGCGGGGCGGGCGCGUCACGCCGGGGGCGCCUCCACCACCGCGGUGGGAACUGCACCUCGCCGCCGGGCCGGCGCGCGGCUGAGGCCCCGGGCGGGGAGCGGCGGCGCGCCUCGUCGCCUUCGGUUUUCCUCCAUUGGAAGGAAAACAAUCUCGUUAUUCCGCUCUGAACUUCCGCGCCCCGCUUCCCAGGACGCGCAUCCCGCUCGGCGGGGCGGACGAGCUGGUGGUGGUGCUUCUGGAAUUCCUGAGCUGGGGUCGGCUGGAAGAUGACUGAAUAUAAGCUGGUGGUGGUGGGAGCUGGUGGUGUUGGGAAGAGUGCUUUGACGAUACAGCUCAUUCAGAAUCAUUUUGUUGAUGAAUAUGAUCCUACAAUUGAGGAUUCUUACAGAAAGCAAGUUGUCAUCGAUGGAGAGACCUGCUUGUUAGAUAUUUUGGAUACUGCAGGGCAAGAGGAGUACAGUGCCAUGAGAGACCAGUACAUGAGAACGGGAGAAGGAUUCCUUUGUGUCUUCGCCAUCAACAACACCAAGUCCUUUGAAGACAUUCACCAAUAUAGGGAACAGAUCAAGAGGGUGAAAGACUCAGAUGAUGUUCCCAUGGUGCUGGUGGGAAAUAAAUGUGACCUACCAGCCCGGACAGUAGAGACGAGGCAAGCGCAGGACCUGGCCCGGAGUUACGGGAUCCCCUACAUAGAAACUUCUGCCAAAACCAGACAGGGCGUUGAAGAUGCCUUCUAUACCUUGGUGCGAGAGAUUCGUCAGCACAAGCUGCGCAAGCUGAAUCCCCCAGAUGAGAGCGGCCCUGGCUGUAUGAAUUGUAAAUGUGUGAUAUCAUGACUAUGGUAACUGGACUGUGUUUUGGAGAGGUUUCCACUGUGCAGAGCGCAAGGAAAGAGGUGAAGCGGAGGACAAACGAAGCAGAUGGAUUCAAGGGAGAAGUAUAGGGGGAGGGGGAGAGGAGAGGAGGAGGAAGAGGAUGGGGGGGAGCAUGAGCCCCUCCAAGGACUAUCUCGCACUUCACCCAAGCCUGCAGCAAACAACUUUUUUUCUUUUUUUUCUUUCCUCAUUCCCUCCUUCUUUGGCCGCCUCCUCCUGGCAACUGUACAAAGCCACAGAUUGAAUCACAGUAAAUUAUUAUUUGAUGGGCUUGACAAA